AUUUAAAAAUAUAUCCCGUGUCAAAUUGUCAACAUAUUGUCAAUGUCAAUUGUCAAUAUCAAUAAAAAAAUUACAACAAAAGGUAAAAUACAAAAUAUACAAUGGCAGACAAACCAAAUGACAUCAAAGAAAAACCAGGCGAUGGUCUUCGCUCAAUGAGAUCUACAACUGCGUUUCGUGUUAUUAACUUUGAACUUUAUGCAAAGCCGAAUAUUGUUAUCAUGAGCAUAGGUGCCACAUGUUUUGCAUUGGCCUUGGGAUAUAUUGCUUAUAUGAGACAAAAAUAUGAAUCCAUGGGAUACUAUGCAGCUGUUGACGCAGAUGGAAAAGAAAUAUUUGAAAAGAAAAAGUCUAAAUGGGACUGAAAGUGAAAAAUAUAUUAUUUAAUUGAGAUAUAGGUAGUUAUUAUGCUUAGUAUAUAAUAAUAUUAAAACUGUUAGUGGUA
This is a messenger RNA of Colias croceus (clouded yellow), 445 nucleotides long. Its product is annotated as small integral membrane protein 8. The transcript has 3 exons. NCBI's taxonomy places the organism in Eukaryota, Metazoa, Arthropoda, Insecta, Lepidoptera, Pieridae. The record is from RefSeq and is a predicted model, not a curated record. The coding region runs from base 102 to 365 and encodes 87 amino acids.